AGGUAGAACAGCAUUCAGAGGUGAGUUUAACAACGCUCCACGGUGCGUGUAGUAAGAAGUUUAAGCGUUUUCUGGUCACAGGGUAAGUGACUAAUUAGGGUGCAUGCUGGAUAAUGUAUUUUUAUAGGACUCUGGUAUUGAUAAAUAAAUAUGUAUAUAUGCUUGUGUUCGAUUAAUCAAUGUCUUGUUUGUUUAUUUAUUUAUUUAUUAAAAAUCCUCAAAAUUAAUAACGCUGACGUCAUUGUAUGGCGCGAUCGCGAUCCCAAGGUCCAUUGCGAUUUUCCACUCGGUAAGUAGAAAAGUUAAUUAAUAGAGAUCGAGACUAUUCUUAAAUUCACACACUAAAAACUGUAGAAUCAGGUCAAGUUGUGUUUAGAACUUUUAGAAGUGUAAGGCAGCAAUUUAUUAGGACGGUUAAUGAUAGAAAACUUUUUUAUAUAUAUAAAUUACUUGCUGCACCAAAUGUGCAGUAGGCUAGCAAAGUUAGCUAAUUAAAUUCAAGUUAAUUUUUUUCGCAUAUAAUCAUGAAGGUGCAAUCAUGGGGAAUACAAGAUUUUCAGUACUGAUGUGUUUCCAGUUACCUAUUUUACAUACUCAGACUGCCACUUUAGCCAACAUUAUAAAUGGUCCGGUAAAAAACAGGGUUGCCAGAUUAGUUUGUUUUCCAGCCCAGUAAUUGUUUAAAAUCCACAAAUAAUCUGACAAUAAACGCCUAAAUAUUAUCUAUAAUAAACAGUAGAAACAAAUUCAUAACAACAACAUUAUUGUGUCUCAGCACAAUUUCUCACUAUGAAAUAAAACCAUGUGUAUAAUUAAUGUAGUAAUAAAUUAUGUUGUCAUAAGUUAUUAAUUGAUUCAUGUACUUUUUACAGUGAGUUCUGCUGUGGUUUUGUUUGGAACUAAUUUUGUUGGCGAAAUAGAGAAAAACUUACAUUAUUAACAAUUUUUGUGUAAAAUGUAUUUAACAGUAUUAACUUUUUGCUUAUUCAACUGUAUAAAAUCAAUUUUACAUACACUCAAGCCCAAUCUGGCAACACAGGUGAAGAGAAUACUGAUGUAAAAUGUUCAAUUCUGUUUUUUUGUUUGUCUCUUUGUUUUUUCUUUUUCAUCAUUAGGUCCCUCAAAUUUGCCAGCAAAAAUUAUCUUUAUUCUAACACUCCAACACAUACACACACACACACACACACACACAAAUAAAUAACAAAGGCACUUUUAAGAGCCACGUCCAUCUUGUUAACCUGUACCCAUCACCUGUACUCUCUUCAGCUCUCUCUCUCUGUCUCUCCUCUCUGUCUCUCUUUGUCCCCCCCCUCCCUGUUUUAUUUGUCCAUCUCUUUGUUGUGAGUCUUUCUGUCUGUUUGUUUUUCUGCCCAUCACUAUGUCCAUGAGUGAUUCAGAAAUCCAAGAAAAUCUAAUGGUCUUGGAUAACUUGGUUGAUCAUCAAGAACUGAAGGAUGAGCUCCAAAGUCUUGAUGACUUUCUUGGUGAGCUGCAAGAAGAGGAGGCGGCAGCAGCACCAGCAAAGAUGCCUGAGCCAAGGCAACCAAGGGUGCACUGGAGAAAAAGAGACGUGCAUGGAAAUAUUGUCUAUGCAAGGCCAAGAUCAAGCAGGCAUCAGUCAAAAAAGGCUGAUCACAUUCAGAACAUUGAUCCUCCCUUCAAUGCUCCUGACACUAACUGUGAGGUGGCCUUUGCUCCAGAGACUGUUGAGUGUUUUCUACAAGAUCUCCAGCACUCACUGAGCGAUUCCUCAGGUGAUGAGGCAUCACCUCUUGGAACCCCAAGAGAUCCUCUUCUGGCAUCCUCGAACUGGAGCAUACGUCAGAGUCUCUUUUCAGAGAGGUGGAGGGCAGAGAGACCCCGUCUGGUAAACACGGCUGCAGCAAAAGAAAGUGUGGCAACACACAUCUGCCAACAGUGUAGGAGCAGUCCAGCAGUUAUCCGGUGUUGUGACUGUCGACCACGCCCCUUCUUCUGUGCUGAAUGUGACAUCAGCAUGCACACCAGACAUGUCCUCCACAAUAGAGAUGCCAUGACUGCUGGAUUCUUCCAGCCAUUGCCUCCAACAACUGUUGUGGUGGAUAAGGCUCUUUCCCAAUGUGUGCGGCUUGUACCUGUGGAAAUGCCUGAAAAAAUCUGUGGUUGUUCACCAGAGUCAUUGAGGGUCAGUCCAGGAAAGACUGUUGCUGUGGUCACAAUGAAUGGACGAUAUGAUCUAAGCAUGCCCGAGUUAUUUUGUGAGGCAUGCCAAGCCACUUGGACUGCUGCAGUGGCCGACCUAAACAGCAGUGACUACUGGCCGGCAACCCUUCAGUUUGCCACAAUGUAUACUACCGAUAUAUUUUUCUCAUUUGAGGAAAUGAAGAUGGUGACACCAGGACUGUCCUGCCAAGCAUUUUUAAGAAUGCUGGAUCAGCGAACUGUUCGCUUUGGUCGUACUGGCAAGAUCUCUGCAGACAGUUUUCAGAAGAGUUUUUUUGAGUGGGAGGCUGUACGAUUUGAGGUGGACAGUAUAUGCAAGGAAGAGCCCUUCAUCUGCCCUGCAUGCACCCCAAAUAUGCUCGCCGUUUCCGUAGAUGGAAACCGCAAGCACUACCGUUUUAAGAAUGCUGCUAGAUCUGAGGAACAGGCCAUCUUUGAAGGCAUCUUUAUAGCCAAGGAUGAAGAUGUUACGAGAUUUGUGGACCACAUUCACAGCACAACCAAACAUGUCGGUGGGAGAGGUGUUUGUGGAGGCGAGUGGUCAGCAGCCAGAGAGACCUCCCAAAGAUCUGCCAGCAAGGUAGACGAAGAGGGAUUGGAGCUUGCGGUUUGUCGACACGGAGUGCUGCUCUGUGCUUUAAAUAUGUACAGGGGUGAAAUUUUUGCCUAUCCCCUGUACCUUCAAGAAAAGCUGGCCAGUAGGCAAGUCACUUUUUUUUGUAUGGAUGUGACCUGCAAAUAUUGGCCCUACCUGCAAAGAGUUGCAAAAAGCUGCCCAGAGCUCCAGCACCUCCUGAACAUGAGGCCAUUCCUUUCGGUAUUUCAUGCCAAAGCACAUGAUUUUAAAUGCGAGGUGAAAUGGAGUGGGGCGUAUCAGGAUGGGGCUGGACUAACACUAGGGGAGGAGGUGGAACAGUGCAAUGCCUUCCUCUCUAGGAUUGCAGUGACGACAAAACAUAUGUCAAAAGCAGGACGCACAGACAUGCUGACUCUCAUGGCCAUGCGCUGGAAUCAGCAAAAGUUCAGAAAUUUGGCAGUUUCACUGUCUCGCCGAUAUCAGAAGACCAGAAAAGCUCUGCAAAGCCAGUUACGAAACCUAGAGUCCAUGAAAGCCCAAUUGGCAGUGACAGAGAGCCAAUUGGAAGACUGGGUCAGUGAUGUAAAGGAGUGGGCAGAUGCAGCAACAGUAACAACCACAAAUGAUGCUGAUGGCUUGGCCAGCAGAAUUGAGGUCCUGGUAGCGAGUAUCAAGAGACGUUCCCAGCGUCUCUAUAAAGAUACCGAUGGGAACAAAGGUCGUGCCAGAAUCCGCCGCAAGAUCAGGGAGGAGAAGGGGAUCCUGACAUCUGUUGUGGAGAAAUACAACAGAAUGGUUCCGAGCACAGAAAGUCUUUGCAUGGAAACCAUUCUGUCUGGUGAAACAGCUUGGCCAUGGCAGCUACCACACAAUGACUCUGUCGAUCUAAGGACAAAAAGAAGAGCGUUUGACAUCAUCAUGUCAGUAAGAAGACUUGAGGAAGAGCUGAAGAUUCUUGUGGCAGAGAUGGACCACCACUGGAAAUCUCUUUCAACUCGUGCUGAUAACCUCAGAGAGCUGUCCCGCAUGUUUGCCAGUGAGAAAAUGAGAAAUUCACCAUGUGGCCUAAGUGAAGAGGGUUUGAAAGGUCUGCAGAGCAUCAUCCUCAGAAAGCAACAUAAAGUCAGAGAAAUGAAGGUGCAAGCAAGAGACUGUUACCUGCAAGUUUUGUCUGGAGAAGGCAACAUCAACUUUUUGUACAGUGCUUCAGCUGAUGAGUACGACAGUGACUGUGAAAUGUCUGAUGACGGACUGUAAUCCACAAGACUGUGACACCUUUCAUCAUUCUGG
Molecule: messenger RNA, 4069 nt
Organism: Megalobrama amblycephala (Wuchang bream)
Lineage: Eukaryota; Metazoa; Chordata; Actinopteri; Cypriniformes; Xenocyprididae
Exons: 14
Coding region: 1379-4036 (885 amino acids)
Source: RefSeq, a predicted model, not a curated record